UUUUCUUUGGUCAUAAAUGUAAUGCUCUCUCUCUCUCUCCUCCAUUGCUCUCUUGCCCUUAGCUCCAGAGUUCAUUUUGACCGCUACCCACCCAAUCUCUGCCUCUUCUCCAUCUCCCCUUCCCCUUCCCCUCCCGUCAGUUUUCACCAAGGCUGACCCGACCAAGUCUUUUCAAUCAUGGAACCUUCCGAUCCCUCCGGCAGGGGAAAGCUGCUUCCGCCGCCGCAGCCGUCGCCCAAGAAGGAGCUCCAGCUCCAGGGCCCCCGGCCCUCCCCGCUCCGGGUCGCCAAAGAGUCCUACGCCAUCAAGAAGCCGCCGCGCCACCCGCCGCCGUACGCCGCGGCCUCCUAUGCGGCUCCCCCUGCUCCCCCGCCGGUGGCGGACCGGCAGCAGCCCACGAUCAUCUUCGACAUCUCGCCGAAGGUCAUCCACGUCGAGGAGCGGAACUUCAUGUCCAUCGUCCAGCAGCUCACCGGGUCCUCCUCCGGCGACCUCUCCCCGGCUGCCAGGAUGGCGGCGAUAGAGCGGACCAGCCCGACGGGCCGAGAAAAGGGCUUCGCCGCGGCGGCGGAGAUGGGCGGGUCGUCGGGGAGGGCCGGCGACGAUGACCUGAUGGGUAUGUUGGGAGAAGUUGAGCUGCGCCAGUUUCAGGGGAUACUGUCGCCGGCGCCGGGGGCUCUCCAGGCGAUACCGGCGGGGCUCUUCUCGCCGGCGACGGACCCGCACUUGUUGCAGGAUUUGAGCCCGUUUUGGCACGGGAACUACGGCUACAACAGCCCAUCGCCAUCGACCCUGUUCACGGCUCUCUCCCCCUCGCCGACUUCGUCGAUCGAUCUCUUCAACUUGUUCUCUAACUACUGAGCGUGAAGAAAGGCCUCGACUUUCGCGAGAUGCUGCGGAGGGAAUUCAAUUCGUCGCGCCCAACCAAGAACCCUUGGAGGGGUUGGUUUGCUUUGACUUUGACUGACUCCCACGAAGCUGGAUUUGCUUUCUAGAGAGACAGAGAGAGAGAAAGAAGGAGGGGAAGGAGCAGAAGCUGCUUUAGAAGACAGAAUAGGUAAAAUUCUUGUAGUGGUAUAUAUUCCUUUGUUGGUUUUUCUUUCAGCUUUUCUCAAUUUGGGUUGGAUUGUGAUGAAUUUUGUUAAGAGUUCUAUACUUGGGGUAGAAGAAAACAGGGUAGCGUAAUCUGGCCGAGGGAUGAAGAUUAGCGGCCCUCGCCGGAGAUUAUCAUAAGAGCUUCGCACCCGUCACAGGAUUUUCGAUUUGUAUCAUAGUUAUUCUGUACCAUUGACAAAACUCGGAAAUCCGAAAUCGGGCUGCAACUCUUCGCCGCGGCGGCGGGAAGAUAACAUUGGGGUUGGUUUCUGAUCUGUACGUUUUGUGUAGAGAAGGGAAGGAAGGAAGGAAGGUGGGGGAGUUCCUUGCAUUCAGUGACCAUCAAUUCAUAAAGCUUGGUGGGCUGCUCUGCUGUGUGGGAAGGAGGGUGGGGUAACUGGGGUUCAUUGGAACUUUUGGCAAAUUUUUUGGGGUGUAAAUUUGGGAUUUAGGGGAAGUUUGUGGAAUUAUCAAAUUGACAAGACGUAUUGAAGAUCGAUUCAUGGUUUCGGUCGUCGUUGUGGGCUUCCAGGACAGAUGCUGGCCUCUUUCUCCAACAUUUCCUUGAACAAAAGCUUACCCUUUUGGGUUUUCACACGAUUGCUUUGC
This is a messenger RNA of Rhodamnia argentea, 1704 nucleotides long. RefSeq names its product protein MKS1-like. The record is from RefSeq and is a predicted model, not a curated record. Gene Ontology annotation, cellular component: nucleus. NCBI's taxonomy places the organism in Eukaryota, Viridiplantae, Streptophyta, Magnoliopsida, Myrtales, Myrtaceae. The transcript has a single exon. Bases 178 to 861 code for a protein of 227 amino acids.